Molecule: messenger RNA, 2064 nt
Organism: Zonotrichia leucophrys gambelii
Lineage: Eukaryota; Metazoa; Chordata; Aves; Passeriformes; Passerellidae
Product: basic proline-rich protein-like
Exons: 3
Coding region: 1-2064 (687 amino acids)
Source: RefSeq, a predicted model, not a curated record
AUGGAGUUUACCACCCGCUUUGGGCUGCAUUCCCAAGCAACCCGACUCCGAGAAGCCCCGGGCCCGGCGCGCCGGGGGGCCGCUACCGGCCUCACACCGUCCGCGGGCUGCGGCCUCGAUCACAAGGACUUGGGUCCCCCGAGAGCGCCGCCGGGGAUUGGGGCUUCUGUCGCAAGCCCAAAGCUCGGCGCCGCCGGCGCGCGCCGACGGCCGCCUUCUCGCUGCCGCGCCUCUCCCGCGCCCCCCGCCGCCGGGGAACGCCGGGAGAACGCGCCGAGAGAGCCCCCAUCCCGGAGACGAGAACCGAAAAGGCACGCGCACGCACGCGGCACGAGCGGCAGAGACGGCCCCGCGCGGGAGGACCGGCCGGGCGGCGGCGGCGCGCGACGGCCUUUCGCGGGGGAGAGCGAGGACUGCGACGGCGCCCCUCGGCGCCCCGAGACCGCGCCGGGAGGACGGCGGGAGGAGGAGGAGGAGGAGGAGGAGGGCGGGCCAAGGGGAGGAGGGGGUCGAACCCCCGUCCCCGGCGCUCUCGCCUCGCGCGCGCGCGGCAGCACGGCACGGUACCGCCGCGGUACCCACCCGCAGACAGCCGCCCGCUCGGGGUGGAAGGCCGGGGGCGAGGCCCGCGCCUCGCCCUCCCUUUUCUCGCCCUUUCUCUCUCGCUCGCUCUCUCUCUCGCCUUUCUCUCGGCCCUCGCCGGCGCUUUCGACGCCGUCUCUCGCUCUCCCCCGCCGCCGCCGCCGCCGCAUCCGCGGCGCGCCCCGGCGAGGACGAGCUCCGCCCCAGCGGCUCGCUCCGGGAGCGGGAGCUACGGAGCGCUCCCCGAGUCUGCAUUUAGGGGACGAAGGCCCUGUGCGGCGACGGCCGUCGACCGGCGGCCGCGACGACGACGACGGCGACGCGCGCCGGGCCGCAGAGUUGUCUGGCUUUCGGGCGCCGCUCGCCGCCGACGGCCCCUUUUUGCCGCUCGCGCCAAGGCCGCGCGGGCGCGCGCCUGGCUUCGACCGUACGAGCACACGCAACACUGAGAAACGGGAGAAACCCACGCUCCGAAGGACUGCCGAGAGGGCGGGGGAGCCCGCGCCCCCGACCGCCUCCCCCCCCGCGAGGGGAGACGCCGACCUCACGUGCCGUCUUUCGGAGGCGGCCCAGGCGCCCGGGCUCGGCCCGGCCUCCGCGCGGAGGGCCGGGCGGCGCGCGCCGGCACGCGGGGGGGCACGGCGGCCCGCCCGCUCUCGCUUUCACGGGAACGACACGACACACGGCUCGGCAACGCGGCCGGGGGCGCGGCCGUCGGCCCCCGCGCACGCCGGCUCCCCCGGCGGCCGCCCCCGCCGCGGGGGCUCGCGGAGCGCCGCCGCGCCGCCGCGCGGCCGGCUUCCCUUUCUCUCUCUCCCAGCGGCCUUUCGCCCGCUCGAGACGGCGCGCGGCGACGACCGUGCCGCCGGCGCGCCUCCCCCCGGCGGGGCCCGCUCCGCCAGGCGGGCCAGCGUCGGCGGACCGCUCCGCCGCCGGCCCCGGAGGCGGACGCCACGAGAGCCGAGCCGGCGUUCGCCAGCGCCCGAGGCCUGCCGGACGGCAGACCCCGCCGCCGCCGCCGGGGCCGCGCUCCGGCACCGCCGCCGCCGCCUCCCACCGCCGUGGCCCCCUUCGCCUCGGCACGCGCCCGGCGGAAGGCGUACGGCGCUGAGCCGGGGGGCAACGCCCGCUCUCCUCGUUUUCACGCGGAGACCGGGCGGGGGAAGCGCCCCCGCGGCCGCCCGCACGCCUUCCUUCGGCCCACGCGCGGCCGAGAAGGGCGACGGGGGACGCGACGUGCGGGGCCCGGGACGGGACGCCGCCGGCCGCGCGGGCGCCCUCCGGCCGACCGUCCCCCGCAGGGAAGAGGGGGACACCCGUCGAGCGGCGCCGCCGCCGCUCGGCACGGGGUCGCCCGCGCUCGCGGGCCUCCGCCGACGGAGGGCCCGCGGCGCUCGCCCCCCGGGCGGGCGGCGAUCGAGCGGGGGGGGACGGCCGGCGGACGGCGCCGCCGGCGCGGCCUUCGAGGAGGAAAGGCCGUGA